AGGACACAACACAAUACACGACCACACUACUACGCCAUCUUGGAUUACAGGUGUCUUCCCUUACUCUCCCUCUUCCACAACUCUUGCCACUUAUUUUAAACCACUGUUCUUAUUAAUCCCUUGGCUUCUGCUUUACUGAUUGACAAUUAUAUCUCAACAUUAGGAUGUUUAAGAGCCUGCUUGGCAAUAAUAUCCACUUCCUCAUUCCCCUCUACUCCCACAUGAGCUGGUACCCAGAGGAACAUAACAUAUCCCCAUCUGUUUCACCCUAUACAAGCACAGCAAAACCUCAUACAACACAUCCUGUCUGCUCUGAGACACACAUGAAUUUAAACUCAUCAAUGCUGCACAGGAUUCAGAACAGAUGACUACCACUCACGAGAGUUAGCCCAAACUAAGUACUGCACAAAUUCGCUAAUCUUUACAACUAUAUGUUUGUUAAAUCCGUUCAAAUUGAACAUUUAGAUGAUGUCUAGAUCUGAGAAUAUGCGCAGCUCCUCGCACAGACUGACCCUCGUGAGUUUGCAGUAUGAUUCUUGACCAAUCAGAGUAGAGAUCGAACAACAUGUGACAUAGAGAACGUCGAUCAUAGAAAGUCAUUGGCCGUGUUCGAGAGCAUCAAAACCGUGAUGUAUUAUGGGUAAAUGGUGACUGACUGACUGAUCUACAAAUAAUAAAGAGUCGUUAUUUACGUUGCACGGUGAUUUGUAGAUCAACCAGUCGGCAGUUUCCUCCACUGUCGGCUGCAAUUUCGAACAAGCCCAUUGAUGUCAACAAACCCCAUAUGAUCGUGCGACGCAAGCAAGCUUCCACGACGCAGCGUAAAAUAUUUUGAGAUGAAGGAGGAGCCUAAGGGGCUGCUACCAGAGCAGGUACACCCAGUGAGGGGAGGCAGAAACCAUGGACCUGAGUGAGAGGAGGCCCAACAAGUGGUGGACAGAGUCGGACACCUUCGCCAUGCUGGCCCUCAUUGAGCAGUUGGACCUGGUGCAUGAGCUGGAUAAGAAGCGCCAGCGGAACGACUCGCACUUCCGCCGCCUGCGCUACAGCCUGGCCAAGCGGGACAUCCACUUCACCGUCAACCAGAUACGCAACCGCUGGAAGAGCCUCAAGCACAAAUACCGCAAGAUCAAGAUGGCAGGAUACCGUAGCCCCGCUGCACGCCUGUCCGCCAUCGAGUCAUUCCGUUACUUCCGUAUGCUGGACCGCAUGCUGGCCAGGAGGGCCCGGGCGGGGGCCCCAGAGCAAGGCACUGCAGAUGGACACAAUAUGGUGGUGUUGACCCCCUCGGACCUGGAGGAUCAUACUGAUGGUGAUGUUGCUCAGCCUGACUCUGUGGCCCCUUGGCAGGACAGCCUGGCUCCAGCUCUAGAGGGAGAAGGAGACGAGACUAACGCCAUCCCAGAAGAGGCCAACGUCAGCACUCCGGGCUGGGCGCUGAAGUCAGAAGAGAUUAUGACUUUAGGUCUGUCUGGAGAGUAUCUUUACCCAGUGAAGAGUGAGCCACAUUCAGUACCCUCUUUACAUGAUGGUGAGGGAGCUAGUGACCCCACUAGCUGUAGUCCAGAAGAACAAACUGGCACUUGUGAGGACACCAGCACCCUGAUCCUCCAGCAGCUGACCAUCCUGAACCAUAAGCUAGGGGAACAGCUCGCUGAGCAAAGGGCCUUCCACUGCAGCAUGCUGGGUAUGAUGGACCGACAGAUAGAGGUCCUGGAGCAGCUCUCCAACUUCUCCACAGGCCGCCAGGUCAAGACCGAACCUGACGACAGUGACACUCCUAUCAGCCAGCAGGUCCACAACUCCCUGGUGCGCAUCCUGAGAGGAGUGGAACAGGUCCAAACCCAAGGACACCAGCCAUGCUCAUGCAAGGCUUCCCCCUCACAGCCUACAUCUCCCUCCAGGACGGUCUCUCUGUUAGAGGUCCACAAAGGAUCACCCUCCAGGGAUGGGAACUCAACUAGUGACACAUCCAACCCUCAGCCCUCAGACCAUGGGCGGCCUGAACCUCAAAGACCAUCCCGCUCAGAGCAGCUUUCCCCUUCCCCACAGAAGGGUGUUCUGCUUAACGGACUUGUGCCAGCACAAGUGAGUGCUCUUGAAGCUUCAUUCAGUAGUGGAAAGUACAGUGCUCUGACAGAGGAGAGCAUACACUCUUAGAAAAAAGGGUUCCAAAAGGGUUCUUCAGCUGUCCCCAUAGGAGAACCCUUUUUGGU
Molecule: messenger RNA, 2216 nt
Organism: Coregonus clupeaformis (lake whitefish)
Lineage: Eukaryota; Metazoa; Chordata; Actinopteri; Salmoniformes; Salmonidae
Exons: 4
Coding region: 901-2160 (419 amino acids)
Source: RefSeq, a predicted model, not a curated record